GCGCUGAUAGAGCUCGUGUCCAGCAGUGAUCGCAGAUUAGGAGCGCGCUCUCCACUCCAGCAGCUCGUCUCGCGCUGCUCAGGUCCCCUCUAGGUUUUUGAAUCUCCCACGCCAGUUCGUGUCACAUCCGGUUCAGCACCACUGCUUGGCCCCGCUUCUCAAAUUUCCUGCCCACACCUACUCUCUCGUAUUAACCAGCCAAGUUUGUCUAGUGAUGAAGUAAUAUUUUCGCCGCUCUCCUGCUCAUCCCUACAUUCGCGGUCGGAACGCCGGUUCAGCAGGACAGAGGACGAGGAGGCGUCGAGAAGCUGAGAUGAGAUAAAUAUGCAAAGAGGCGGCUCCGCAAACCAUUCCAGUCUCAUUUUUUCCAUUAUUUUGGCGCUGAAUUAAAAUAUAUACGUACAUUCAAGAGGAGCAUCUGAUAGAGAGCCGGACAGCAGCACAGAAAACAGCUCUGCAUGUGAUAUCCUCGGAUCAGGUGGCAUCGGCGGCAGAAGAUGCAGCCUGCAAGCAAGCUCCUGAGUCUCACCCUCCUUGUACUGAUGGGCACUGAACUCACCCAAGUGCUGCCUGCUAACCCAGAGGAGUCGUGGCAGGUGUACAGCUCGGCUCAAGACAGUGAGGGCAGGUGUGUGUGCACUGUUGUGGCUCCUCAGCAGACCAUGUGUUCACGGGAUGCCAGGACCAAACAACUGAGACAGCUCCUGGAAAAAGUCCAGAAUAUGACGCAGUCUAUCCAGAAUCUUGACCAGAGGACUCAGAAAGACCUGCAGUAUGUGCAAAGAAUGGAGGUGCAGUUGAGAGGCCUGGAAUCCAAGUUCAAACAGGUGGAGGAAAGCCACAAGCAGAAUAUCGCCAAGCAAUACAAGGCCAUAAAAGCGAAAAUGGAGGAACUUAGGCCAAUGAUACCAGUGUUGGAGGAAUACAAGGCCGAUGCAAAAUUGGUAAUGCAGUUUAAAGAGGAGGUCAAGAAUCUGACAUCAGUGCUAAGUGAACUUCAGGAGGAGAUCGGGGCCUUUGACUACGAGGAGCUUCACAACAGGGUGUCUAAUCUUGAGGAGAGGCUUCGUGCAUGCAUGCAAAAAUUAGCUUGUGGGAAGCUGACAGGCAUAAGUGAUGCUAUAACCAUAAAGACAUCUGGAUCAAGAUAUGGAUCCUGGAUGACUGAUCCGCUUGCCCCUGAUGGUGAUACGAGGGUGUGGUACAUGGACGGUUACCACAACAACCGCUUUGUCCGGGAAUACAAGUCAAUGGUCGACUUCAUGUAUUCGGACAACUUCACCUCACACCGGCUUCCUCACCCCUGGUCGGGCACAGGGCAGGUGGUCUACAACGGCUCCAUCUACUUCAAUAAGUUCCAAAGCAACACCAUCAUCAAAUUCGACUUCAAGACAGCCACCAUCAGCAAAUCCGGUCAGCUGGAUAACGCCGGCUACAACAACCGUUACCACUAUUCCUGGGGUGGUCACUCCGACAUUGACCUAAUGGUGGACGAAGGUGGGCUUUGGGCCGUCUAUGCCACCAAUCAAAACGCAGGGAACAUUGUUAUCAGCAAGAUCAACCCACUGACCCUGCAGGUCAUCAAAAGCUACACCACCAACCACCCAAAGAGGAGCGCAGGUGAGGCCUUCAUGAUCUGUGGGACGCUUUAUGUCACCAACGGAUACUCAGGAGGGACAAAGGUCUACUAUGCUUUCCAUACCAACUCCUCUACUUAUGAGUAUAUCGACAUCCCCUUACAGAACAAGUAUUCCCAUAUCUCCAUGCUGGAUUAUAACCCUAGGGACAGAGCUCUUUAUGCAUGGAACAAUGGACACCAGGUGCUGUAUAACGUCACCUUGUUCCACGUCAUUCGCUCUGAAGAACUCUAAAGUGACAUUAUCCAUCCCUUUGAGAUAUACAGUAGCACUGAUGGAGUUUAUAACUGAAAAAAAAGAGUAAUGCCUCAUGAUUGUUCAAUAAAAGAAGACAUAAAAAUGUAUCAAAAGUAAUAGUUAAUGGCAACAUAAUGAACAGCUGCCAAAAGGUCUUUGUUCUUUUGUAAGCUCUCCUUAGAUAAUUUUGUUUCAAUUUUCACUGCAAAAAAUGUAUUAAUUAGUAUUUUUGUCUUAUCGACCAGUAAAAAUAUUGAAACAUUCUUAAAGGGGACAUUAGACGCAAAAAUCACUUUUACAUGGUGUUUGCAUAUAAAUGUGUCUUAGCAGUAUAAAAAUGCAUCCAUUCAUUCCUUUUUUUAAUCCCAGAAAAACCUAAACAGUUAAUUAUUUUGUUGUUGACGGUAACGUGCCACAGAAUACGCAAAAAACAGAAGAGAGGGGUGGGGUGAGCAGUAGCUCAUUAUCAUUUAAAGAGACAUGCACCGAAAUGGGUCGCUGUGAGCAGAGCUGUUUUUUGACAAGGUAAAGCAUGUUGUUUUACAUGACCUUUGAGGAUUUUUAACCAAAGUAUAUUACAGACAUUUCAUGAAGACCCUAAGAGUCAUACCAACUUGUGGAAAAUGGGCAUCUGAUGUCCCCUUUAAAACAAGAUCAAUUUACUUGAUAAGCAAAAUUGUGUAAAAUAAUGUUCUUUAGAAAAAACCUGUUCUUAAAAAUCUUCUGUUCUUCUAAAAUUCUUACAUUUGUUCUUAAAACACUAUACAUAUAGUGUGUGUAUUUUUUCAACAUUUAUGUCAUAUGUUGAAAAAAAUACAUAAUAUCUUUGAACAUUAGAAAUACUGUAUUCUAUCUGAAAACAAACCCAAUUUUGCUUCAAGUAAAUUAUGUUGUUUUUUAGGUAUAUUUAGAUAUUUUAACUGCAAAACAAAAACACUGAUUAAUUAAAAUAUUUUUUACUGUGUUCUUAGUACUUGUACAGCUAUUACGGACAUGAUAUAGUUUCAUAGCAGAGGGCAAAGAAGUGUGACGCAAGAAAGAUGUCAUUUAGUUACCCAGUUAUGUCCUUUGUAUCGAGAGCAAUCAAAAUUAUUUAACAUCAACUAAAGAACCGAAGGCACUGACUGUUGGAGGCACUCUGUUAAAGAACUGCAGCGUAUUGUUGUGACUGUAUGUAGUUUCUGAUUUUCGCAAAGAUUUGCAUGAACAUUUUUAGCACUACGGUUCACAUGAUUGUAUUUAUUUUUUCUCGCAGUAAUAUGAACCUUGUAUGUGGAAAAAGAGAUUAGAUUAGUGAUGGGUUUGCUGUUCUUCUUGCCAUGUUUCAUUUUUGCUGUAUCUUUUGUGUUCUUUUUUUAAAUUUGUGUUCAUAAAGUGACUCUUAAAUAGUAGGAUGGAUUGUAAGAAAAAGACGUCAAGAGUAUAUAUAUAUAUAUAUAGAUAUAACUUGUCAGCAAAAAAAGGUAUCAAAAGACAAUGUGAAAAAAUGUAUUUACAAGGUAUUAUUCUUUGACUGUAUUUCAAGACAGAUCCAUGUGUCAGCUGUUAGAAGAAAUAGAUGGAAUCAUCUAAAACUGUUACGCUUGCAUCCGUGUUGUACUUGCAAUGUGAUUCAUAUCAAUAAAGCCAGUCUUUAUUUUA
Onychostoma macrolepis is the source of this 3515-nucleotide messenger RNA. RefSeq names its product olfactomedin 1a (gene olfm1a). The record is from RefSeq and is a predicted model, not a curated record. Gene Ontology annotation, biological process: signal transduction. The transcript has 6 exons. The coding region runs from base 498 to 1871 and encodes 457 amino acids. Lineage: Eukaryota; Metazoa; Chordata; Actinopteri; Cypriniformes; Cyprinidae.